AGCCCAGGCCGGCUCAGAACUCCUGUUUCCACUGCUCUGUUGCCUGUGAGCCUGCCCACCCCGGUACCAACAUGGCCCAUGAGCAUCCUGCCUGCACUCUGGAGCCCAAGGACAUCAGUCAGCUGCUGCUUUCCUCCCAGGAGGCCAAGAAGUCAGCCUACUGCCCCUACAGCCACUUUCCCGUGGGGGCUGCCCUGCUCACCAAGGACGGCAAGAUCUUCUCAGGGUGCAACAUAGAAAAUGCCUGCUACCCACUGGGCAUCUGUGCUGAACGGACUGCUAUCCAGAAGGCCGUCUCAGAAGGGUACAAGGACUUCAGUGCCAUUGCUAUUGCUAGUGACUUGCAAGAUAAUUUUAUCUCGCCUUGUGGAGCCUGCAGGCAAGUCAUGAGAGAGUUUGGCACCAACUGGGCUGUGUACAUGACCAAGCUGGAUGGUACGUAUGUUGUCAGGACAGUCCAGGAGCUGCUGCCUGCCUCCUUUGGGCCUGAGGAUCUGCAGAAGAUGAAGUGAACGCCAGAGAACACCCAGCCCUGGGACAACUUGGGUUCCCACAGGUGCUUAAGGGAGAAUUUCAUAAAGACAGCCUCACCGACCUGGGGACACCUGCCAAAUGGGCACAACCCUAAGGGGCUGGACAGGGAUAGAUGACGUUUCCAAAUGAUAUUCAAAGGGCUUCCCUCCAGCCUGAGCCAGGGCCCCUUCUUGCAACCCACCUUGUCCUGCCUGAGACUCACAACACUCCCACCUCUUCUCUUCCUUCCCAUGGGCCCUCUUUAAAACUCCAGCCAAGUCUGGACUGCUUCCCCCUGGCCUUCCCAAGGUUUUAGCCUGUUCCGAGCAACUUUUCUAAUUAUAAACAUCACAGAACA
Molecule: messenger RNA, 871 nt
Organism: Otolemur garnettii (small-eared galago)
Lineage: Eukaryota; Metazoa; Chordata; Mammalia; Primates; Galagidae
Gene: CDA
Product: cytidine deaminase
Exons: 4
Coding region: 72-512 (146 amino acids)
Cellular component (GO): cytosol
Molecular function (GO): cytidine deaminase activity; zinc ion binding
Source: RefSeq, a predicted model, not a curated record